This is a messenger RNA of Aedes albopictus (Asian tiger mosquito), 5025 nucleotides long. RefSeq lists its product as uncharacterized. NCBI's taxonomy places the organism in Eukaryota, Metazoa, Arthropoda, Insecta, Diptera, Culicidae. The record is from RefSeq and is a predicted model, not a curated record. Gene Ontology annotation, molecular function: zinc ion binding; nucleic acid binding. Bases 1808 to 3733 code for a protein of 641 amino acids. The transcript has 4 exons.
CGGCGGUUCCAAUUGCUACUUGCAGCUCCACCGCAAGGUAUUUUCCUCCUCCCGCAAGCCCACCGUGUCUACCACUCACCUAUGCGGGCGGGUGUUUUCCUCUUGUCGGCAUAAAGAGUGAGUACCGAUUGGGUCUGAACACCAAUACGCUACAGAGUCGCACUUUAUUUGCAGUAGUGUGAGCGCGAGCAAAAAAAUAAAAGCUCGCCAGACGUUCAUCAUGUGCCCAUGGAUGAAUCAUGGUGGAAGUGUUGCCAAACUGGAAGAGCAUUACUAUGUUCGGUUUUUUUCGUGCUCGGUCGGACCAUUUAGAUUAUUAAAAACCUCAGCUAUCGGCGCGAAGAGAUUAUUCUGUCCGAAACACUAGUCGGAAAAGCAGUGCGCGUCGGAAAAGUAAUAGUUAAUUUUUUUAAUCGCAUGCAUAGUUAAGUACAAAAAUACAGCAUGCAAGGUUAGAAGAAGUUAGUGGUGCAAAAUUAUUGUAUAAGGUAUUGUUAAACUUUUUGUUAAUUUGUGAGAAGCAGAUUUCGUGCGAAGAAAAUUGUGAAGAAAAAGGUCCUUCUGGUGGGCCUUUUUCUUUUCUAUUACUUCUUGGCGGAGCAAGAGCGCCGUUUUCUUCGACAGGAUCCCCUCGGCCAUUUUCCCGAAAGAGCGCACCGAAAAGUGACCCGACACGCCAGUUUUAGGACAGAAUUGGGGAAAGCGCCCGACACGUGGCUCGCCGGCCGUGUAUUCCAUUGUUCGGCCACUGUGGAGAGCCGAAUCACCACCAUCUUGUCGACCAUUCGCAUAUCCUGCCAAGUUGCCUCGCUCCCCGCCAACUACGCCCCGCCAUUAUCAUCGACCAUUGUCCGGUCGAUCGAGAAACCACACCAACCAAGCAGUUCUCCUACGAAUAUCCUGUGAUCCGAUUGGGACCAUUGGAUUCACGCUGGAACUCGCGGAUUCAGCCUCCAAAGAAACACCAGCCAACUGUCAGUCACCGUCAUCCGCCCGACGGCGGUUUCCAGAAGUGCCUCUAGUGUUAACUGCCCCGACGGCGGCCACCAGGAGCUCGCCCCCCCCCCAAGCGGCGGUUUCCAGAAGUGAUCUGCAGCCUCGACUUUCAUCCCACACCAACGGCGGCCACCAAGAGCUUUCAUCUACGCCCCGCUGUCGGUGGACACGCCAGCGACCAUCAGAAAACCCACCACCACCGCUACCUCCGCCAUUCACCGCCAUUCCAGAACCGGCAAGUACCCCAUUCAUACGUUGUGACGUCACUCAAAAUGCCAUAAUUGGCCAAUAAAUAGCAUGUAAACUAAAUUGAUUUGUAGGUAGCACAUUCCGUUCAAGAUUCAACUGUCCAUUAGAUUUCUCCACCACUUUUUCCCUUUGUUUCGCCAAAUCGGACUCAAAAGGGAGUCAUCAGGCCUCGCCUACUGUGUUUCGGUAAAACAUCUUUUCUUCCGCCAGCUUUUGAGCCCCCCCUAGGUACGGCACUGUUUGGCAAUUCAUUCCACCUUGUCUCAUUGGUGGGCACGUGUCGCGCAACACACGUGCAUGUGUAGCUCCUACUACAGGUGAGUACCUCUGCGAGCGUGUAGUGUUGAGAUCUAAGGUAAACGACCCUGUAAUUGUCACCUUUUCCUAGCCUCGGUGAGCUAGCGGGUAACAAUUUGGCGCCCAACUAAAAUUUAAAAUUUCCUACAUUACCACCCCCUCCAGUAGGGGCAGUAAAACAGUGCCCUGUUUUAGUUUUCACCUUCGUCCUCCAAACGAAGAGUUUGGGUUGGUUGAGAACUGUUGAAUCGUCCGGAAUCGCAAGAUGGACGUGGAAUUUGAUUUACUUUAUCAGAAUUUAUCGCUGCAUCAUCUCGAGCGAGAAGAACUAGAACAUGAACUUCUCAUUCGAGGUCUGCCAUUCACGGAGACAGAAACGCGUGCGGCUUUAAUGAGACGGUUAAAGGACCUUUUCAAGACCGAUUGGAGUGCGAAGAUUGAUAUCGCUCAGUGUGACUUGGUGGUCGACACUGAGAUAAGAAGAAUUGAUUUGAAGGUCAAAGAAAUUCGAGAUUUCCUUACGCACAGAAACAAAUACGAAGGAAUACGAGAGAGUCUCAAAACGCGGCUCGCUCACUAUUUCAAGCGCGCGAAACGGUUAACAGAAAUUACGGAAAAAGAUGAAGAUCUUUCGGAUAUCGACGGUUUGAUUGCGAGUAUUCGGGGAACUUUUAAUAACAAUUUUUCAAUGUACGCACCACUCGGACAACGCGAUAUUAUGGAGAAAUUGAAUCAAUCGAUCUCGAAUCUGAUAAUUAACAAUCAAAACGCGUCGGGUACCGAGCAACAUCAGAACAAAACUUCCACUCCAAAUGAAGAAGAAGUAGAUUUGGCAGAAGCUGCGACGAACUCACGUACGCGUCGGUUAAAUUCGGUAGUAGAUCAAAGAGAGCCAACUAACAUGCCGGAUUUGGGAUCCAAUAUCAUGCCACUGCUUUUUCAACAGUGGGUAAUGCGAGAUCCACAAAUGCGGAACUGGGUUCAGCAGAUGGUGAGAGAUCAAGCUUCCGAGUAUUUUGAAAAUGUAGUCCGGUCGAAUUCGCGUACCGUUCACCAAGAAUCUGUUAAAGUUACGGGAGAUCAGAGAAAAGCGUCGCGUCAACCGACUAAUCGUAUUCGUCGGUCAAUCUCAAGGUCAAGCUCUGAAUCACGAAAGUCCUCUAGUACGGAAGCCGGGUGGUCUUCGGGGGAACCACGGAAUUCUUCGCGCGGUAGCAAACGGUCCCACAAGUCGAGCAAACGGCGACCAGUUUCAGAUUGGAAGCUGAAAUACGACGGGUCGGAUAAUGGGUUAGCGUUGAUGAAAUUCCUCCGUGAGGUAGAAUUUUAUGCGAAAUCGGAGAAGAUGUCGAAUAAGGAUUUAUUUCAGUCCGCGAUUCACCUGUUUAACGGCGCCGCGAAAACAUGGUUCAUGACAGGCUUUGAUAACGAGGACUUCACCUCGUGGGAAGAGCUAAAAGAGGAGCUUAAGAAGGAAUUCUUAAGCCCCGACCACGAUCAUUCCACUGAAAUACGGGCGAUCGCAAGAAAGCAGGGACCCCGCGAGACAUUCCAUGAUUAUUUCUUAGAAUUGCAAAAAAUCUUUAACUCAUUAACCAAACCAAUGACAGAGCGACGGAAAUUUGAAAUCGUAUUCCGGAACAUGCGCGCGGACUACAAAGGCCACGCGGUGUCCUCAGAAAUUGAUAAUUUGGCCGAUUUGAAAAAGUUCGGCAGGCGUUUGGAUGCGACAUAUUGGUUCAAAUACCAAAACUCGUCGAACGAUUCCACUAACACGCGCGGAAAACCUUCUCAAGUGAAUGAAAUCGCUGCGGGCGCGAAGCAAAAACCGAAAACGAAAAAUGAACCCGGGAAGCAGAGAUCGCGAACAUUUCACAAUUCGUCAUUCCCUGCUCGUGGGUCGGAUAAUGACGAGAAACCCGAUGAGAAACCGCCGCGAAAAACAGCUGAAACCGGGGCGCGACCGAAAGAACGAGGUGGUUCUCCAACUCCUCCUCAGCAUAAUCAAGCUCCUCCCAAGUAUUGUUUGAAUUGUCGCGCCAAAGGACAUCACGCACGGGAUUGUGAUCGUCCGAGACAAAAAUGUUGUCAGAAGUGUGGUUUCUACAACGUGGACACAGCCUCAUGCCCAAAUUGUGCAAAAAACGAAUUGAAAACUGUCGCAGAGGGCCGACAGUUCAACCAAAACUGAAGUCCCUUAACAACCUAGUCGAUGUUCCGGAUGCCCUUCGAAGUAAAGGGUAUGAUAGGGUGUCGCCAUCUGAAUAUGUCCAUACGCACCACUACCAGGUGAAUGAAACUAUAAUUAGCCUGGAAAAUGACGAUAGACCAUAUGUUAAAAUUUCCGUUUUCGAAACUCCCCUCCUAGGCUUGUUGGACAGUGGAGCCCAUCUAAGCAUAUUGGGAAUGGGAGCCCUAAAUUUCAUACGCAAGUGUGGCCUGACAAUCUUUCCCACAGAUGUGACUCUCCGAACCGCGAGCGGAGAAGAUUUGGGAGUCACUGGCCUAGUCUACCUGCCAAUUACUUUUAAUAGGACUACUAAAAUUAUUGACACAUUAGUGGUUCCUUCGCUAAAAAGGAGAAUUCUGUUAGGAAUCAACUUUUGGCGGGCUUUUGAAAUCCAUCCCACAGUGGGUGAAUUUCAAGUGGAAGAAGUAAUAUCCGAAGAUAGGGAGACGUUAGAUCCUCCUACCCUCGAGGAAAUAGAAUUGGAGUUAACCGAGGAGCAGUUAGCUCGCUUGGAUAUUGUUAAAUCCCAAUUUAAGGCAGCCACUGAUGGAAUUCUAGACACCACAUCCUGGAUUAGCCAUCGAAUUGAGCUCACGGAGGAGGCCAAAAAACUUUCACCGGCGAGGGUUAAUCCAUUUCCUAUUUCGCCAAAGAAGCAAGAGCAGAUCAACGAAGAGUUGGACAGAAUGUUGGAGGCGAAAAUUAUUGAAAAAUCCUACAGUGACUGGGCUUUACGUCUUGUCCCGGUAGAGAAAACGGACGGGUCGGUACGCCUUUGCCUAGAUGCCCGAAAACUAAACGAACGUACGGUAAGGGACUCCUAUCCCCUCCCACACGCGGACCGUAUCUUAAGCAGACUAGGACAUGCGAACUUCAUAUCCACUAUAGACCUCUCAAAAGCUUUCUUACAAGUCCCUCUGCACCCUAGAUCUCGAAAGUAUACGGCGUUCUCCGUGUUGGGCAGGGGAUUGUUCCAGUUCACCCGCAUGCCCUUCGGCCUGGUCAACAGCCCAGCGACUCUAUCGCGAUUGAUGGAUCGUGUGUUGGGUGCGGGUGAGCUGGAACCAAAUGUAUUCGUCUAUCUUGACGAUAUAAUUGUCGUUAGCGAAACAUUUGAGGAGCACCUGGCCCUUCUUCAGGAGGUGGCUGCCCGGCUUAGAGCGGCUAAUCUGUCGAUCAACAUAGAUAAAUCCCAUUUCUGUGUGCCCGAGGUAACUUACCUAGGCUACAUUCUAGGCCGCAACGGUCUAAGA